AUGACCACCACACUCCUCUUUGGCGAUCAGACCGCCGAGGUCCUGCCCUCCAUCGAGUCCCUCAAUGCCCAUACUCUGUACAGUGCGGCCCUGCGCCAGUUUUUUGACAAGAGUACGGACCGUCUGCGGGCAGCCAUUGCGCGUCUGCCGGCCGCGGAUCGUCGCCAGUGCCCGGCCUCGUUUACGUCGCCGCUGGAGCUGGCCCGAUGGGCCGCCAGUCCAGCCAGCGACGGUGUCUCGGGAGGCAUCCCAGGAGGCAUCCCAGGAGGCAUCUCAGGAGGCACGCUCCUCCGCAAGAUCAGCCCGGCCCUGUCGGCAGCUCUUCUGUGCAUGGCCCAACUCGGGCACGUCAUUGUCGACCUCGAAAAGAAUCCCCGCCGCUUGGCGGACACGGCCAUAUUGGGCACCUGCACGGGCCUCCUGGCCGCCGUUGCCGUUGCUUGUUCGGACAGCGUGGCCGAUGUGCUGGCCAUUGCCGACCAUAUGGUCGUGCUCGCGUUUCAUGUUGGCUACGAAGGCGUACACCGCACGGCCCGCCUCGACGACACGGCCGGCGCCUCCUCGACCACCACCGCAGCCUGGGCCACACUCGUGACCAACAUCACGGCCGACCGCGCUGCCAUCGAUGCAGCACUGGCCGAUUUCAAUCAAAAGCGCGUGCUGGCCGCCGACCGCCGGGUGUACAUUUCGUCGGCGUCCUCCACCUCAUCGUCAGUCAUCACAUUGAGCGGCCCGCCGUCAACAACCGCGGCUCUCUUUGCAACGGAGCCUGCCGUUUUUCAAGGCACCAAGCGCAUUCCGCUUCCCAUUGCCGCCGCAUUCCAUGCCGAGCACCUGCCGCCGUUGUCUGCAAAACACAUCCUCGACAAGGUCGUCCCCAAAGACGCCUCGUCCGCCUUCCUGCGCCGCUCCUUGCGACCGGACGUCACACUCUUGGCCGCCCGCGCAGAUCGCCCGCAGUACACCAGUACGGCCAUGGCCGACCUCCUUGCCGACGUCAUCCACGACAUUUUCCAGACACCCAUCGAUCUCGGCGCCGCCAUGCAGAGCCUGGCUAGCCUGGCGGUCACCGACAAGACGACCAGCGUGACACUGGUCUCCUUUGGGCCCAUCAACUCGGCCAAGGCCAUUGCACGGUGUCUGACAGCCCAAGGUAUCACCAUCCACACCGAGGCCGAUCCGUCAUCAACGCUGCCCACCUCCACAUCGGCUCCCUCUCCGUCGGGAGCUGCCUGGCCCCCGCCGCCGGGCGACAACGCCAUUGCCAUUGUCGGCAUGGCCAGCCGGCUGCCCGGCAGCGAGACUCUAGAAGAGUUCUGGCAGGUACUCGAGCAAGGCCGCGACCUGCACGAGCCGAUCCGGCCGGACCGCUUCGACGUCAACACCCACUGCGACCCCACCGGCCAGCGCCGCAACACGACCCUCACACCGUAUGGUGUGUUUAUCGACCGCCCGGGCUUCUUUGACACGCGCCUCUUCAGCAUGUCCCCGCGCGAGGCCGCCCAGACCGACCCGGGCCAGCGUCUUCUGCUGCUUACCACGUAUGAGGCUCUCGAGAUGGCCGGCUACGCUCCCGGACGGACGCCGUCGACAGCGGCCCGCCGCAUCGGCUCGUUUGUCGGCCAGACGGGUGACGACUACCGCGAGGUCAACGCCGGCCAGGACGUCGACACGUACUUUAUCACAGGCGGCAUCCGCGCGUUCGGACCGGGCCGGCUCAACUACCACUUUGGCUGGGAGGGCCCCAGCUACUCGGUCGAUACCGCCUGCUCGUCGAGCGCCGCGUCCAUCCAGCUGGCCUGCACGGCGCUGCUGGCCCGCGACUGCGACACGGCCGUCGCCGGCGGCGUCAACCUGCUGACCACGUCCGACUUUUUUGCCGGCCUGAGCCGAGGCAGUUUCUUGUCCAAGACAGGCGGCUGCAAGACGUUUGAUGCGGAUGCAGACGGCUACGUGCGCGCCGACGGCGUGGCCGUGGUUGUGUUGAAGCGGCUCGCCGACGCCGUCGCCGACAACGACAACGUUCUGGGCGUCAUCCGCUCCGCCGUGACCAACCACUCGGCCGAGGCCAUCUCCAUCACGCAUCCGCACGCGGCCACCCAGGAGCGCCUGUUCCAGGCGACCCUUGACCGGGCAGGCCUGCAGCCCAACCACAUUGACUACGCCGAGCUGCACGGCACAGGCACGCAAGCCGGCGACGCCACCGAGUCCAAGUCCGUGACCAGCGUGCUCGCGCGCAACCGCGGCCCCGCCGAGCCACUGUACGUCGGCACCGUCAAGCCCAACCUAGGCCACGGCGAGGCCGCCAGCGGGGCCACGUCGCUCAUCAAGGUGCUGCUGAUGAUGCGCCACAACACCAUCCCACCGCACGUCGGCAUCAAGGGCCGCAUGAACCCAAAAUUGGCCCACCUGAAGGACCUCAACACCCACAUUGCCUUUCAGACCACGCCGUUCGUGCCGCGCGCUGGUGGUGACGGCAAGCGCCGCGUGCUGAUCAACAACUUUGACGCGGCCGGUGGCAACACGAGCAUCGUUCUGGAGGAUGCGCCGCUUCGACUCGAGGACGCCACAGCAAAACGCGAUCCGCGUUCGCAUCAUGUUGUUGCUGUUUCUGGACGCACAGCGACGGCUCUGGCCGGAAACACCCAGCGACUCCUUGACUACUUGCGCAGCGACGCAGCCUCCACUGUCCGCCUCGAGGAUCUGGCCUACACCACCACGGCUCGUCGCAUGCACCAUGGUCUCCGGCAGAUGCAUGUCGCGUCGUCGUUAGACGGCCUCAUCCGCAGCCUUGAGUCGGCUGGUGCUGCAGCGCCGGCUGCUACCAAGGUGCCCUCCAAGUCUUCGUCGGCCCCGUCCGUCAUCUUCUGCUUCACCGGGCAGGGUUCGCAGUACGCUGAAAUGGCCUCGGAGCUCUUUGCGACACAGCCUACCUUCCGUGAGACCAUGCUGGACUGUGACCGUAUUGCUGUUGGCCAUGGCUUUGAAUCCUUCCUGCCCCUGGUCGCUGGCGACGACGCCUUGGACAGUGCCCCGCCCGUUCAGGUCCAGCUGGCCAUUGUCUCCAUCGAACUCUCCUUGGCUGCCCUGUGGAAGUCGCUCGGUGUCGCCCCGGCAGCUGUCAUAGGCCACAGCCUCGGCGAGUAUGCUGCUCUUUGCACUGCGGGCGUCCUCUCUCUCAGCGAUUGCCUGUGUCUCGUUGGCCACCGGGCACGCCUCAUGCUCGCCAACUGCCAGCCGGGAACCCAGUCGAUGCUUGCCAUGGCGUGUGGUGUCGCGGAAGCCGAGUCCCUGUUGCUGAGCUCAUCCGGCUUUGGUCACUGCGAGAUUGCCUGUGCCAACGGCCCAUCGGCCACCGUCAUUAGUGGGCCCGCGGUUGAGGUCGCCGAACUUCAAAAAGUAGUUUCGUGCAAGACGACUUUGCUGGACGUCCAGUUUGCCUUCCACUCCGCUCAAAUGGACGCCGUUAUUGACGACUUUUCCAUCUUCACGGCCAAGGCGCACUACUCUGCGCCUUCGAUCCCCUUUGCGUCAACUUUGCUUGGGACGUUGCUUCCGGCUGUAGACGCCUCGCCAAGCCCCAUCGACAAUACCUACCUCGUGCGCCAGAUGCGCGACCGCGUACAGUUUGAGGAUGCCCUGCGGUCUCUGCUUGCAGACUCGUCCCUCCAGGCAGCGCAGGCUGUCUGGGUCGAGAUCGGACCCAGCCCCGUCUGCAUCGGUCUUGCCCGCUCCACUUUGGCGACAGUCGGUAACAACAAGUCGUCUGUGCUUUUGCCCUCUCUCAAGCGUGGCGAGAGUGACUGGAAGGUGGUCUCGCAGGCUGUUGCUCUCAUCUACGAGGCUGGCAUCGACAUUGACUGGCAAGAGUACCAUGCUGCCUAUGAAUCGUCGCUGCGCCUUCUCGAGCUGCCCACGUAUGCCUUUGACCUCAAGAACUACUGGAUCCAGUAUCGCGGUGACUGGGCACUUCGAAAAGGCGAUUCGGUCGACGCCACCAGCAGUGCAUCCGCUGGGCCACACCCCGGGCCAGCACCUGCACCAGCGGCGCCUUCCUAUCCACAGUUCAAGGCGACCACUGGCAUCCAUUGCAUCGUGUCGCAAACCAUUGGUGAUGCCGGGAUUGCCGUCACAUUCGCCACGGAUGCCAUCGAGCCUAAGCUCAACAAGGCGCUCCGCGGUCAUCUGGUCAACGGGGCCGGACUCUGUCCCAGUUCCAUUUUGGGCGACAUGGCACUCACUGCCGCCGUGUACAUCCGCCGCCUAUCACAAGCCAACAGCGCCAGGUCCUUCUCAUCCAUUGACCCCGAGAUGUGCAUGGACGUGCACAACAUGGGCAUCCAUAAGCCGCUCCUCGUGCAGCCUGGCGAGACAAAGCAGGUCAUUCACACGGCUGCAAAAUGGGACAUGUCAGCCAACACAGUGUCUGUCACGUUCAGCAGUCAAGACGGUCCCGAGGGCGUCGAGGUCGAGCAUGCCCACUGCGAGGUCGUGUUCGGCGACGGCUCCGCAUGGCAGUCUGCGUGGAGGCGCAAUGCCUAUCUGGUCCGGUCGCGCAUGGCCCAGCUCGUCGAGGCGUCCGGCCGUGGUCAGGCCCACAAGCUGCUGCGGCCCAUGGUGUACAAGCUCUUCGCGGCGUUUGUCGACUAUGCGCCCAAGUACCAAGGCCUUGAAGAGGUGUACAUGGACAGCCACGAGCUCGAGGCAGCCGCCAAGGUGCAGUUUCUGACCAGCGAGGCAGAGGACGGUACCUUUACGCUGAGCCCCUACUGGAUCGAUGGCCUUGCUCACUUGUCCGGCUUCAUCCUCAACGGUGCCGACACAACACCGGCCGACUCAGUCUUUAUUUCGCACGGCUGGGGCAGUCUGAAAGUUGUCGGUCAACUGUCAGCAGAAAAGUCGUAUCAAAGCUACGUCCGCAUGCAGGAGGAGCCUGGGAGUCGUGGCGUCCUGUCAGGCGAUGUGUACUUUUUCGACGGUGGUGACGUUGUCGCCGUGUGCGAGGAUCUCAAGUUCCAGCGUGUCAAGCGUUCAAUCCUGCCAUAUCUUUUACCCUCCGGAAACGACCAGGCAGCCACAAACCAGCCAGCCGUACAGCAGGUUUCACGGCCAACUGUUCCACGUGGUAAGACCGCGGCAAAGCCAACGCCGAAGACAGCAGCGCCUCCUCAAGCAAGUGCCGCUGUUUUCACUGAGAUUCUCGACGUCGUCGCAUCCGAAGUGGGCAUCGACGUGUCCGAGCUCACAGAUGAUGCUUGGUUUGCUGAUCUCGGCGUGGACAGCUUGCUGGCCAUCAGCAUCACUGCCAAGCUCAGCGCUCUUCUCGGCCGCCAGCUGCCGGCAACGUUGUUCACAGAGUACCUUGGCGUCAGCCAACUCCGCAGCUACUUUGCUGAAGAGUGUAGCACCGGGUCUUUGGAAAAUACAUCGCCCUCCGGCAACGGAGACGCCAGUGGCCCCUCGUGGUCCACGGCUCCUCCGUCAGACCUCGGCAAUAACGACAAUGACGAUGACGAUGACGACGACGAUAGCGGUGCCAGCAGCAAUGAGUCGCCCAGGCAGGCGUAUACGCCGGUUAGCAGCUUUGGCCAGACACCCAACUCGGACUCUGCCGACGGCCAGUCCACAGAGCUAUUUCGCAAAAUCAUUGCCGCCGAAGUGGGUGUAGAUCCAUCCGAGAUUGAGAAUGACACGCCGCUGGCUGAUUUGGGCGUCGACAGCCUUCUAUCUCUGUCAAUUCUUGGCACCAUCAAGUCUCAGACGGGCCGCAUCCUACCUUCCAGCUUCCUUCUCGACCACCAAACGAUCGGUGACAUUCAGAAAGUCUUGGGCGGGCAGUCGCACACGUCGCCGCAGGAACUCGCUCAAGCCGUCGCCCAAGCAGCAUCGCUGUGUAUCUCCAAGGAGGGCAGCGCAGCGUCCUAUCAAGCAGAGGCCAUCCUGCUGCAGGGAAGUCCGGGUCUUGGCGCCCCAGCCCUGUUUCUGCUGCCAGACGGUUCAGGCAGUGCCAGCAGUUAUGUCGGAUUGCCGCCGAUGGGUCUCAAGGGCGCCGUCUACGGCCUCAACAGCCCCUUUCUGAGCAAUCCCGAGGACUUUACCCUAUCGCUCCAGGACGUGGCUAGCGCAUACAUAAGCCAGAUCCAAAAGAUACAGCCCCGUGGUCCCUACCACCUGGGCGGCUGGUCCAUCGGCGGUUCUUAUGCCUUCGAAGUAUCUUCGCAACUUGCUCUUCGUCAUAAUGAAAAGGUGGCCAGCUUGGUAUUGAUCGACGCACCGUGUCCCAAGUCAUUGCCACCACUGCCUGCGGAAACAAUUGACCUUCUUGACACCAUCGGUGCGUUUGAUGGACUCAAGGGACGGGCCAACAAGAUGCGAGAAGGCGUCCGGGAUCAUUUUGCUGGGUCUGUAAACUCACUCAAGCAAUACAUUCCGGCUCCAGUUCCGCACUGGGCUGUGCCACAGUCGGUCACGGUGUUGUGGGCGCGUGAUGGCGUGUGGGAAACUGUUGGCGAGGCGGUACAGGACCAAUACCGACGGAAGCAGACGGGCACUAUCGGCGCGAACGCCGCACAAGACUGGAUCAUGGACCCGCGGGUGGACAAAGGUCCGAACGGCUGGAAAGACUUGCUGCCAGGAGCUCACAUUGUGUGCAAAGUGAUUCCCGGCGACCACUUUACCAUCAUGAGGAGGCCGGGCAUUGCCCAUCUCGGUCGUCAGAUAGCCCGCAGUGUCUCGGGGCAAGAGAUGGCAUGA
Sporothrix brasiliensis 5110 is the source of this 6753-nucleotide messenger RNA. RefSeq lists its product as uncharacterized. NCBI's taxonomy places the organism in Eukaryota, Fungi, Ascomycota, Sordariomycetes, Ophiostomatales, Ophiostomataceae. Gene Ontology annotation, biological process: fatty acid biosynthetic process; secondary metabolite biosynthetic process. The transcript has 2 exons. Bases 1 to 6753 code for a protein of 2250 amino acids. Gene Ontology annotation, molecular function: 3-oxoacyl-[acyl-carrier-protein] synthase activity; phosphopantetheine binding; fatty acid synthase activity. The record is from RefSeq and is a predicted model, not a curated record.